Molecule: messenger RNA, 5418 nt
Organism: Oryza brachyantha (malo sina)
Lineage: Eukaryota; Viridiplantae; Streptophyta; Magnoliopsida; Poales; Poaceae
Product: ABC transporter C family member 13
Exons: 11
Coding region: 574-5088 (1504 amino acids)
Biological process (GO): transmembrane transport
Cellular component (GO): plant-type vacuole; vacuolar membrane
Molecular function (GO): ABC-type transporter activity; ATP hydrolysis activity; ATP binding
Source: RefSeq, a predicted model, not a curated record
CAAACCUCACCACCACCCGUCACACGCCUUGGCUGGCUCUCCCCGCUCGUCGAUCGAUCGAUCCUCCCCUCCCUCCCACGCCUUUGUCUUCCACCGCGCGCCGCCCAGCCAAAAUUCACUCGCUCCUCCACACAACCGCCCGCCCGUCCCCCCCACCCACGCGGCGCGUCACCUACCACCACCGCAUCGAUCUCGUCCACCGUCCAGGUUGAGGGAGAGGGGAGUUGGUGAGGAGGGGAGGGGAGAUCAGAGCAGCAUCCUCGUAAGGCGCGCCGGCAAUUAGGAUUUAGGACUCGUGCUUGCAUUACCGGAAAACCUAAUCUCUUCCUCGCUCGACGAGGAGGGGAGGGGAGGUGAGGUGAGGGGGGGAGCUAGAGAACAAAGGCUUGGUUUGGUGCCAUCUGGCGUCUCCGAUGGCGUAACCCGCCGCCCCCCAGGGAGAGAGAGAGAGGGAGAGAGCUUUGCUCGGUCGCGGCCGCCUCUCUGCCAUCUGCCCCUGCCGUGGCGAGGCCCAAUGCCUUUUAAACCCCGCCCCGCUGCCAUCCUGACGGCCCCGAUCCCCACCGCCUACCAAUGCCGCACUUCCGGAACCUCCCGCUCGCGGAGGCCGCCGCCGCCGCCGCGCACGCCGCGCUGCUCGCCCUCGCCCUGCUCCUGCUGCUCCUCCGCGCCGCGCGCGCGCUCGCCUCGCGCUGCGCGUCAUGCCUCAAGGCGGCCCCGCGCCGUGCUGCAGCGGCCGAGGGGGCGCUCGCCGCCGCCGCGUCGUCCGCGGGCGCGUGGUACAGGGCCGCGCUGGCGUGCUGCGCCUACGCCCUGCUGGCGCAGGUCGCCGCCCUGAGCUACGAGGUCGCGGUGGCCGGUUCUCAUGUCGCCAUGGAGGCUCUGCUGCUGCCUGCGGUGCAGGCGCUGGCCUGGGCGGCGCUCCUGGCGCUCGCGCUGCAGGUCCGGGUCGUCGGGUGGGUCAGGUUCCCGGUACUGGUGCGGGUCUGGUGGGUGGUCUCCUUCCUACUCUGUGUUGGCAUCGCGUACGACGAUUCCAGGCACCUCAUGGGCGAUGAUGAUGAGGUGGAUUACGCUCACAUGGUUGCCAACUUCGCGUCGGCGCCGGCUCUCGGGUUCCUGUGCUUGGUUGGUGUCAUGGGUUCCACUGGUGUAGAAUUGGAGUUUACUGACGACGACAGCAGUGUUCAUGAACCGCUCUUGCUCGGUGGGCAGCGCCGAGACGCCGAUGAGGAGCCCGGGUGCUUGCGGGUGACUCCAUAUGGCGAUGCUGGCAUUGUUAGCCUUGCAACAUUAUCAUGGCUUAGUCCGUUGCUGUCUGUUGGUGCGCAGCGGCCACUUGAGCUGGCUGAUAUACCCUUGAUGGCACACAAGGACCGUGCCAAAUCCUGCUACAAGGCGAUGAGCAGUCACUAUGAGCGCCAGCGAAUUGAGCAUCCUGGUAACGAGCCGUCACUAGCAUGGGCAAUAUUGAAGUCGUUCUGGCGUGAGGCAGUGAUCAAUGGCGCUUUCGCAGCGGUGAACACGGUUGUCUCCUAUGUUGGCCCAUACCUGAUCAGCUACUUUGUGGACUACCUCAGUGGCAAAAUUGUAUUCCCCCAUGAAGGUUACAUCCUUGCCUCUGUAUUUUUUGUAGCAAAGCUGCUUGAGACGCUCACUGCUCGGCAGUGGUACUUGGGCGUGGAUGUCAUGGGGAUCCAUGUCAAGUCUGGGCUAACGGCCAUGGUGUACAGGAAAGGCCUUAGGCUGUCGAAUGCAUCGCGGCAGAGCCACACCAGUGGUGAGAUUGUGAAUUACAUGGCAGUUGAUGUACAGCGUGUGGGGGACUAUGCAUGGUACUUUCAUGACAUCUGGAUGCUUCCACUGCAGAUCAUCCUCGCCCUCGCCAUCCUGUACAAGAAUGUUGGAAUUGCCAUGGUUUCAACAUUGGUAGCUACUGUGUUAUCAAUUGCUGCCUCAGUUCCUGUGGCGAAGCUGCAGGAGCAUUACCAAGAUAAGCUGAUGGCCUCAAAGGAUGAGCGCAUGCGCAAGACAGCAGAGAGUCUGAAGAAUAUGAGGAUUUUGAAGCUCCAGGCAUGGGAGGAUCGAUACAGGCUGCAGUUGGAAGAGAUGAGAAAUGUGGAAUGCAAGUGGCUUCGGUGGGCUCUGUACUCACAGGCGGCAGUUACAUUUGUUUUCUGGAGUUCACCAAUCUUUGUUGCCGUAAUAACAUUUGGGACUUGUAUAUUGCUUGGUGGUGAGCUCACCGCUGGCGGUGUCCUUUCCGCUUUAGCAACAUUUAGGAUCCUUCAAGAACCACUUAGGAAUUUCCCAGAUCUCAUCUCUAUGAUUGCUCAGACAAGGGUAUCUUUGGACCGGUUGUCUCACUUUCUUCAGCAAGAAGAAUUGCCAGAUGAUGCAACGAUAACAGUUCCGCAUGGUAGUACAGAUAAGGCAAUUGAUGUUAAUGAUGCUACAUUCUCUUGGAACCCAUCUUCUCCAAUCCCUACACUUUCUGGUAUCAACCUUAGUGUGGUGAGAGGCAUGCGAGUAGCAGUCUGUGGUGUCAUUGGUUCUGGCAAAUCAAGCUUGUUGUCUUCUAUACUUGGCGAGAUACCCAAAUUGUGUGGUCAAGUGAAGAUCAGUGGAUCAGCAGCAUAUGUCCCUCAGACUGCCUGGAUACAGUCUGGAAACAUUGAGGAGAACAUUCUUUUUGGCAGUCCAAUGGAAAAACAGCGUUACAAGAGAGCUAUUGAGGCUUGCUCCCUGAAGAAAGAUCUUCAAUUGCUCCAGUAUGGAGAUCAGACCAUCAUCGGUGACAGAGGCAUUAAUUUGAGUGGAGGUCAGAAACAAAGAGUACAGCUUGCAAGAGCGCUAUACCAAGAUGCUGAUAUUUAUUUGCUUGAUGACCCCUUCAGUGCAGUUGAUGCUCAUACCGGGAGUGAAUUAUUUAGGGAAUAUAUAUUGUCUGCACUAGCAAGCAAAACCGUAAUUUAUGUAACCCAUCAAAUUGAGUUUCUACCAGCUGCGGACUUGAUACUGGUUCUUAAGGAUGGCCAUAUUACUCAAGCUGGAAAAUACGAUGAUCUUCUCCAAGCUGGCACUGAUUUCAAUGCUUUGGUUUGUGCUCAUAAGGAGGCAAUUGAGACCAUGGAGUUUUCUGAAGAUUCUGAUGAGGAUACCGUUUCUUCUGUUCCUAACAAAAGACUGACGCCAAGUGUUAGCAAUAUAGAUAACCUGAAAAACAAGGUGUCUGAAAAUGAAAAAACAUCUAGUGCACGUGGAAUAAAGGAAAAGAAGAAGAAGCCUGAAGAGCGCAAGAAGAAGCGUUCUGUUCAAGAGGAGGAGAGGGAGCGAGGAAGAGUUAGCUUACAGGUUUACUUGUCAUACAUGGGGGAAGCAUACAAAGGUACACUGAUACCCCUCAUUAUCCUGGCCCAAACCAUGUUCCAAGUGCUUCAGAUUGCGAGUAACUGGUGGAUGGCAUGGGCAAACCCACAAACAGAAGGAGAUUCACCUAAGACGGAUAGUGUGAUUCUCCUGGUUGUUUAUAUGUCCCUUGCCUUUGGGAGUUCAUUGUUUGUGUUUGUGAGAAGUCUUCUUGUGGCUACAUUUGGUUUAGCAACCGCUCAGAAACUUUUUGUAAAAAUGCUAAGGUGUGUCUUCCGAGCGCCAAUGUCAUUCUUUGAUACUACGCCGUCUGGUCGAAUUUUGAACCGAGUUUCUGUAGAUCAAAGUGUUGUGGACCUUGACAUAGCAUUCAGACUUGGUGGAUUUGCAUCAACGACAAUUCAACUCCUUGGAAUUGUUGCUGUCAUGAGCAAAGUAACAUGGCAAGUUCUGAUUCUCAUAGUCCCUAUGGCUGUUGCAUGCAUGUGGAUGCAGAGAUAUUAUAUCGCUUCAUCAAGGGAAUUGACUAGGAUCUUGAGCGUUCAGAAGUCGCCGGUAAUCCAUUUGUUUAGUGAGUCAAUUGCUGGUGCUGCUACAAUCAGAGGUUUUGGUCAAGAGAAACGAUUUAUGAAAAGAAAUCUCUACCUUCUCGAUUGUUUUGCUCGGCCUCUAUUUUCCAGCCUGGCAGCUAUCGAAUGGCUGUGCCUGCGAAUGGAAUUGCUCUCAACCUUUGUCUUUGCUUUUUGCAUGGCAAUACUAGUGAGCUUCCCUCCUGGCACCAUUGAACCAAGUAUGGCUGGGCUUGCUGUCACUUAUGGACUUAAUUUAAAUGCUCGCAUGUCAAGGUGGAUACUGAGCUUCUGUAAAUUAGAGAAUAGAAUAAUCUCUGUUGAACGUAUUUAUCAGUAUUGCAAGCUUCCUAGUGAAGCACCACUCAUCAUUGAGAAUUGCCGCCCCCCGUCCUCAUGGCCUGAGAAUGGAAACAUUGAGCUGGUUGAUCUCAAGGUCCGCUACAAGGAUGACCUUCCCUUGGUUCUACAUGGAAUCAGUUGUAUGUUCCCGGGUGGAAAAAAGAUAGGGAUUGUAGGGCGAACUGGAAGUGGCAAAUCUACUCUUAUUCAGGCCCUUUUCCGCUUAAUUGAACCUACAGGAGGGAAAGUUAUCAUCGACAAUAUUGAUAUUUCUAGAAUUGGCCUUCAUGAUCUGCGGUCAAGGUUGAGCAUCAUUCCUCAGGACCCUACAUUGUUUGAGGGUACUAUCAGAAUGAAUCUUGAUCCUCUUGAAGAAUGUACUGAUCAGGAAAUUUGGGAGGCACUAGAAAAGUGUCAACUGGGAGAGGUCAUUCGGACCAAGGAAGAAAAGCUGGACAGUCCAGUAUUGGAGAAUGGGGAUAACUGGAGUGUGGGACAACGCCAGCUUAUUGCACUCGGUAGGGCACUGCUGAAACAGGCAAAAAUAUUGGUGCUUGACGAGGCAACAGCAUCAGUUGACACAGCUACGGACAAUCUUAUUCAAAAGAUUAUUCGCAGUGAAUUCAAGGAUUGCACGGUCUGCACCAUUGCACACCGUAUCCCGACGGUUAUUGACAGUGACCUAGUCCUGGUGCUUAGUGAUGGCAAAAUUGCAGAGUUCGACACACCCCAGAGGCUCUUGGAGGACAAGUCCUCCAUGUUCAUGCAGCUAGUAUCUGAAUACUCAACUCGGUCAAGCUGUAUAUAGAGAGGCUUAGCUUAAACCCCCGCCAAGUAACGGCUGGUCGGUAGGAUAGCCACAUCCGCCAGUGGACACACCAUAGAAGUACCAACACCAUAGGGCAACAGCACAGAUCGAGAACCGAGAGGUAUAUGAGCGGAAGGAAGUGUUCCCUGACCUGAAUAAACCGUGGGAUCGAUGAGGGAAUGCACCGGGCAACACCAAGGGAGGAGUUGGUGACAUUACCGAAGCUGGUGCUUCUGUAUGUAUAACAAUUCGUACUACUUCUCCCUUGCAUAGUGGAAAAGGAUGGGAAUGUGCAUGGGUAAUAAAGGGGUAACAAGUUUCAUUUUGGCA